AUGCAAGGUAUCAAUUAUUUUGUGGCCAUUGCGGGACAGGCAGUCGAUGAUCUAGUCCAGUUGGUCGAAGAGUUGAAUUUGGAUAUAGAUAGUAAACAAUCACUUAUCAAUAACAUCAAACAUGCUCGUAUGUACUUGAAAUCAGAUCAUAAAGUACAUAUUAGUAAAGAAUCGACCGUUGCCCAAGAUCAUUGUACCAAGUACGCUUUGUCAUCUCCAACGGAUGAUGAUUUCGUUGAAAAAUGUGAUCACAAACAUAAUGAUCGGUGUAAUGAAUGUGAAAAUUUGGCAGCAACACUGGAAACGAUUGAAAAUGAAAUAAAAACCUUGGUCGAUGAUCGUGAACUAUUUGACAGAGCCCUUGCUAAGCUGCGAAUGUCUAGUGAUGCAAUCGAUGCAUGGAAGGCACAUUUACUAAGAUCUGUCAACCAAGAAUUAGUAAAUAAUUUACAGGAUGUUACAGUGUUCGUAUAUAUGGACUGGGCGAUGAAAUGGUUGCCUGCAAAAUACCGCGAAUCGCAGGAAAAGUUCUUUGGCAAGGAAGUAAUAAACCCUUAUAAAGGGUUUAUGAAACUAGCAAUAAACGCUUAA
Molecule: messenger RNA, 591 nt
Organism: Didymodactylos carnosus
Lineage: Eukaryota; Metazoa; Rotifera; Eurotatoria; Philodinida; Philodinidae
Source: the annotation of a GenBank genome assembly